Molecule: messenger RNA, 2626 nt
Organism: Scylla paramamosain (green mud crab)
Lineage: Eukaryota; Metazoa; Arthropoda; Malacostraca; Decapoda; Portunidae
Exons: 11
Coding region: 45-1886 (613 amino acids)
Biological process (GO): L-threonine catabolic process; glycine biosynthetic process
Cellular component (GO): cytosol
Molecular function (GO): L-allo-threonine aldolase activity
Source: RefSeq, a predicted model, not a curated record
AACAUAAUGAAAAAUCACCACUAAAGAGAAAACAUAAAGAAACUAUGAGGAAAGAAGCGAAAAACACAAACCAGGGAUAUUUUUUCUUACCGAGAGAGGAAGAGCGGAACUUGGGGAGAGAACAGAAAAUGGAGGCUGAGGAGGAGCAAAUAGGGAGGAAUGUGGAGGAAACUGAAGCAGGAGGAGGUGGAGAGAUAACAUUAGCAACUAUCAACACCAACUAUCUCAAGGGCCCCAUUACUGUCACAUCUUUCAAGCCGCACAAUGUUGUCCUUCAGAAGCCCGGCCAAGGCGAGGGUGAAGGAGACGAAGGAGAGGAAGAAGAUGAGGGAGGAAGGUUGAUUAAGGAGAAGAAAUGUUUCGCCAGUGAGUAUGAAGAGGAUCAAGAAAGGGAGGAUAAGGAUAAUGAGGAUGAGGGUUACAAGGAGAGGAAAAUAAAGAAAGGCAACAUCACCAAGAGAUAUUACGUGCAGAAAUUCCGCAAGGAGUGGCUGACAUACCCAGUGUUCAGGGACUGGUUGUCAAGAUGUAAUAACAGUGACGACAAGGCUUACUGUACAGUCUGCAACAAGGAGCUGUGUGCCGGCAAGUCUGAGCUCCUGCGACACCACAAGGGGAAGAAGCACCAAAAGAAGAUGGAGAUGUGGGUGCAAGGAGGAAGCAGCACCACCACCACCACCACCAGUACAAGCAGCAUUCAUGUGAAGGCCUCAGAUCCACCUGAUUUGUCGACGGUUCUGGAUGAAAAUGGAAUGUCGCACGUUUUGCACAUCAUUGACCUCCGCAGCGACACAGUGACACAGCCUUGCCGGGAGAUGAAGAAUGCUAUGGUUAGUGCUGUGCUGGGGGACGAUGCUUUCUCAGAGGACCCCACUGUUAAAACCCUGGAGGAGAAGGUGGCUGCACUGCUAGAGAAAGAGGCAGCUCUCUUCCUUCCCUCAGGCACCAUGGCAAACCUCAUCAGUGUGAUGGCACAUUGCUGGGACCGCGGGGCUGAGGUUAUUGUUGGGGACCAGAGCCACCUAAACGUCUGGGCCCAGGGUGGCAUGGCACAGAUCGGGGGCAUCCAUCACCGCAUCAUCAAGAACCAGCCAGAUGGAACAUUCUCCAUUGAGGAGCUGCAGGCACUCAUGCGGAACAGUAACGAACAGUGGCCCAGACAUACGCUGGUGUGUGUGGAGAACACCCACAAUACGCUGGGCGGCAAGGCACUCCCUGUGCAGUGGAUGGAUGAGCUGGGUGCAGUGUGCUCCCAGCUGGGCCUGUCCCUGCACUGUGACGGGGCGCGGCUCAUGAAUGCAGCAGUGGCUCUUGGUACCAGUCCAGCUCGCCUGGUGCAGUCAUGUGACUCGGUCUCCCUCUGCCUCAACAAGGGCCUUGGGGCUCCCAUGGGCUCUAUCAUUGCAGGUACCAAGGACUUCAUUACCCGUGCACAGAAGAUGAGGAAGAUCAUGGGGGGUGGCCUCCACCAGGCAGGGAUGCUGGCUGCAGCAGGACUGUGGGCACUUGACAACCAGGUUCCCAAGCUAUGCGCAGACCAUACCAAUGCUCGAGCCAUUGCUCAGUGUGUGCAAGAGGAACACAGUAGCGCUGUCACCGUAGAUCUCAAGAGUGUGCAAACCAACAUUGUCCUCCUUCAUUGCGACAAUAUAAGAGUGGACGCCAAGAAAUUGUGCCAACGCUUAGCUUCUGUGACAGACACAGAGGCACAACAGCUUGGGGAGCAGGUGGUAGUGAUGAUGAUGCCUCUGUCCGACACUUGUGUGCGACUCAUGACCCACUGUGAUGUGAGGAAGGAGGAUGUGAAGGCAGUCAUCAAGAAGUUACGUUAUGUCAUCCUGGAGUACGACAAUAUGAUGUACCUGGAGUAUAAGAUUAAUGUUUGACUGUACUACUUCUGAAACUUUCUCUCCUGUGCAUUAGUCUAAACUUUGUCCUAUGCACCAGUCUAAACUUUGUCCUGUGCACGUCUAAACUUAAUCCUGUGCACUAAUCUAAACUUUGUCCUGUGCACUGAUUGAAACUUUGUCCUAUGCACCAGUCUAAACUUAAUCCUGUGCACUAAUCUAAACUUUGUCCUGUGCACUGAUUGAAACUUUGUCCUAUGCACCAGUCUAAACUUAAUCCUGUGCACUAGUCUAAACUUUGUCCUGUGCACUGAUUGAAACUUUCUCCUGUCAGUACAAGACUGUGAAAAGGGAUGCUCUAUUUUUUCACCAACACUGUAUGUGAUAGAUAAGUUUGUAAAUUAUUUCCCUGUGUAUUUUAUAUGACAGAUCACUCCCAGAUUUACAUACUAUAACGUACAUGGAUAAGAAUGAGUGGAGAGCAAUUGUGUGCGUGUGUGUGUGUGAUUGAGAUGAUAAUUGUAAAGUAAUCAGAGUUUUAUAUGAUUAAGAUGCUCUGAUGUAAGGAAGGGAAUGAAUAGAGACUGAUUGUGACAUUGAUGGUACAGAGUAUUAGUACAUUAUACUGAAAAGAAAUUUGCCUGAUAAAGUUUGGCCUUUUAAUGUAAACUUUUGUACGUACGUGUGUGUGUGUGUGUGUGUGUGUGUGUGUGUGUGUGUGUGUGUGUGUGUGUGUGUGUGUGUAAAUACCAGAAUUAUAAUAAAGAUAGUAUAUAUUU